GUGCGACCUCCCGCGGAUGGGGGAACAUAGUCGACUGUUAUUGGAGAGCCUGGGAGCUAUGGGUUUUCGCGUACUUUUCGACGCUGGCCCCGGAGCUCGAGGUGGCGGUGCCUCUCACGAUCCCUUACUCGCUUGUAUUCGAGGGCCAGUACCGGCUGAGGGCCCGGGAGACUUUGCCCUACCUGCGGUAGUAUUUUGACACAGUGCAGCUGACAGAGAUCACAUGGCAGCCCUAGUCUCCCUUGGGUGGAAAUAGCCGAUUUCAGCUUGCUGGAGGGUGGGUCGCUUCCCGGUACAGGAUCUUAUUUGAGGGGCCCGUUGGCAGGGCCUGGUUUCUGGGGGAUCACUUCAUGCAUCAGACUAUGGGCUACCCCGAGCAGAGUGUCCCUGCAGCACCUCCGGUCAAUAUACGGUCUACUGAGGGGCUCACUCCCCAAGAUGUUGAGUCGGCUAUGCUGGGUACUGAUGUACUUAUGCAUUUAGAGGAGGGGGAGUAUGCGACGUACCGUCAUACAUACUUGAUGCCUCCAUUGACAGGUGUCCGUACUCCCAUGAGGAGGUCUGCUAGCAUGCCAUCAUCGAGUCGAGCUCGGGCUGCAGAUGUCCCUUCUACCAGUAGGGCCGGUACAUCUAGAGGUGGGGCUGGACGGGUUCCACCGAUUCCCCUGACGUAUCAUCAGGUCGAAUGGCUAGAUAUCCCGACUAAGUUGACAGGAUGGCGAUACGGGACUUCCUACCCGAUUCCGAUAGAGCCUCCUAUGCCUGAUCAUCGAUACGUCAGUGAUCCUGACUCACCACCGCCUACCAGGGAGUAUACGGAGGGGUUACUCAGGUUAGUAGCCUCACUUGAGGGCAUGGUCCUGCGGAGAGAGACGCAGUUGUCCAUCGUCGGUGUCCUGAUGCCUCCGCUACAUACUGGGCCACAGGCUGGGCCAUCCAAGCCUCCUCGGAGAGCUGGGAGAGGGGGUUCGACUCGCGGCCGAGGCAGAUGCAAGGCACCUGUCGUAGAGGAGGAGUCCAGCGAGGAGGAGGAGCCUGCUCAUCCCCAGUCAGAGACAUUUGCUGGCAGAGAGGAUGACUCUGGUUCCGGUUCUGGUAGUGGAGAUGAUGCCAAUGAGGAUUCUAAGGGCAGCGACUCCGAUUUCGAUGAUGAUGAUGGUGCAGAGGUUGUUCCGCAGAAGAGGACGAAGAGGGCCUCUUAUUCCUGUUCUUGAUAGCAUUGAUGCAGCUGUUCCCUGCUUUAUUUGCCUUUUUUACUAGU
This is a messenger RNA of Camellia sinensis, 1261 nucleotides long. Lineage: Eukaryota; Viridiplantae; Streptophyta; Magnoliopsida; Ericales; Theaceae. The record is from RefSeq and is a predicted model, not a curated record.